CACUGAGGUAGGUCUGGUGAGCGAGGUGGAAGGGAAGGCGACGGUGGCUACGUUCUUAGAGGGAUGGCAGCCUCCCAUUCCCACGACCUGACCACCCGCCCCCCACUUUCCGAGUCCCUUCUUCACCCCAGCAUCGCAAGGGUGAAUGCAGAUGAGUCCGAGAUACAAACCUCCCUUCCUAGUCCGUUUUCCCGCUCUCUCUUAAGGUGCGGGGAAAGGCCUGAGCCGUCCUCAAGCCGGGUCUCCCCACUGUCUGGCUGCAUGCUAGCAUCCUUAAGCCCAGGGAUAAAGUGAGGGCGCAGCGGAUUCUGCAUCCUAUUUCUCUUCCUCCUCCGGAUCCUCCGCGCUUGCAGCAGCCGCGGCGCCUUUCUACUAGUGCCAGGGUGGAUUCAGUCCCGCACUCUCCCCAACCCCCUACUUCCUACACAGCCCUAGAGUAGGGCUACAACUCGCUCUCCUGGUAUCAGGGAAUUUCGGCACCCCUUUGAGGAUUUGUAGCCUCGUUGGUUUUAAAAACCAAACAAACACAAAAAACAUGUCAAAGCUCGAAGACCUCGUUUUUUGGAGUUUGGGAAAACUAGGCAGGCACGAGGUAAAUCUGUGGCUGGUGGAAACGGGUAGCUGAAGAGGAAGAAGUUCGUGUCCUUUGAGAUCGGGUCAAAAGAGGCUCUGCAGUGGGAAGUCUGCAAGCAGCUGUGUGGAAGGAGUUCCGAAUGUCAGGGCAAGAGUGCUUGGGAUCUGACGAAGAGGUGGGAAGGGGGAAGGGGAAAACUAGCUUUUUGAAAGAGAGCUCAGAAAAGCAGGUAGACUCAGCAGUGAAGUCGUGUAAGCAGCUGCUUCUCGUGUUUUUAAUGUACUUAUCUCAUUAAGGUGUCGACAGGCCUCAAGGAGCAGGAUGGAUCUCGAUGUGGUUAACAUGUUUGUGAUUGCGGGUGGGACCCUGGCCAUUCCGAUCCUGGCCUUCGUAGCUUCUUUCCUCCUUUGGCCCUCGGCGCUGAUAAGAAUCUAUUAUUGGUACUGGCGGAGGACGCUGGGCAUGCAAGUCCGCUACGUGCACCACGAGGACUAUCAGUUCUGUUACUCCUUCCGGGGCAGGCCAGGACACAAGCCGUCCGUCCUUAUGCUUCACGGGUUCUCCGCACACAAGGAUAUGUGGCUCAGUGUGGUCAAGUUCCUUCCCAAGAAUCUGCACUUGGUCUGUGUGGACAUGCCUGGACAUGAAGGGACCACCCGUUCCUCCCUGGAUGACCUGUCCAUAGUUGGGCAAGUGAAAAGGAUACAUCAGUUUGUAGAAUGCCUUAAGCUGAACAAAAAGCCCUUUCACCUUAUAGGCACCUCCAUGGGUGGCAACGUGGCUGGAGUAUACGCUGCUUACUAUCCAUCUGACGUCUGCAGCCUGUCUCUCGUGUGCCCUGCUGGCCUGCAGUAUUCAACUGACAAUCGGUUUGUACAACGGCUCAAAGAGCUGGAGGACUCAGCCGCCACGCAGAAGAUCCCUUUGAUCCCAUCCACCCCGGAAGAGAUGAGCGAGAUGCUGCAGCUCUGCUCGUACGUCCGCUUCAAGGUGCCCCAGCAGAUCCUUCAAGGUCUUGUCGACGUUCGCAUCCCUCACAACAGCUUCUACCGGAAAUUGUUUUUGGAAAUCGUCAGUGAGAAAUCCAGAUACUCUCUGCAUGAGAACAUGGACAAGAUCAAGGUCCCAACACAGAUCAUUUGGGGAAAACAAGACCAGGUGCUUGAUGUGUCGGGGGCAGACAUAUUAGCCAAGUCCAUCACUAACUCCCAGGUAGAGGUUCUGGAAAACUGUGGCCAUUCAGUGGUGAUGGAGAGACCGAGGAAGACAGCCAAGCUCGUCGUCGACUUUUUAGCUUCUGUGCACAACCCAGACAACAACAAGAAGCUGAACUGAGGCCGCUGCCACGGCCUGCAUUGUUGCACACAGCGUCUGCUCCCAUCCCCAAAACCUGACACAGUAACCACUCUCAGGGAUCCUGCCCCAAAUGCUGUCGGAGCACCAACGUCCCUGAGGAAACCAGUUGCCUAUCCCAGUAUCCUUGGUUCCAUAGAGCAUCAGGGGCCGCAAGGAACUCUCCAAGAUCCUUUUUUUCAAAAUAGAAACCUAAAUAGAAAAAAAGACAACAACAAACCACACCUAGCCAUGAAGCCUACCAGAGUCUUCACGCCACUGGCAAGCCAGUGCUAAGCAGUCACCCCGGACCGUUAUCUUCAAGGACACUUUCUUUAAGACAUUCCUCACACAUUAAACUUGAUCUCUUUUUGUUGUUGUUACUUCAGAUGUAUCCCCUGCAUGGCCAGUGGCCUUCUCUACAGGAGCUUUAGUCAUUCACUGAAAACUCUUAUUUAGAUGUAAUUCAAGUUUUACAUAGAGGCCCAAGUGUGAAUGCAUUAACCACAAGGCCAUGAAAGAGACAGCGAACUGUGGAAGAGGCUUCUGCCUCGAGGUCUAAUACACAGGAGGCUGAGGCAGAAGGAUCCAAGAUCAAGGCCUGCUAGAGGUACAGAGCGAGUUCAAGGCCAGCCUGAGCUACUGACUGGAAGAAGUAAAGAGAAAAUGUUUCUACCUUUUUUUUAAAUGUAGAAAUCAAUGUGAGGGGGCAGUGCUCCACCUCAGUCAGCCCUAGAAACCAGCCAAGCCGCAGAACAUGCAGACUGAUAUCGAGUUUGGACACCCACAGAUCAGAUACAUCUGACCGCCCACAGGGAAGAGCGCCUGACCGGGUGGGUUCCCUAGGAGUGAUUUACAAUUUAUUAAUAGGACUAAUAAAGCAAUAAUGUUCUAGACUUCCAUCUGAUCGGACGGGAGGCCCAUCACCAAGCAGCUCAUUGGCAUCCUUUCAAUGAUGCUGUUCUACUGAAAACCCUCGGAAGUAAAAUACCAGCUCGUUAAUGAAUUCUGUGAAUUCCGUGAAACAAUAUUGUGUGAUUGAAAGAAAAAAAAUGAGUCCAAACAGCUGUAAAAGAGACCACAAUAAUGUGAAAUAAAUUUACUAAGUCUAGGCUGGCAA
Rattus norvegicus (Norway rat) is the source of this 3026-nucleotide messenger RNA. It is a transcript of the gene Abhd6, whose product is annotated as abhydrolase domain containing 6, acylglycerol lipase. Gene Ontology annotation, molecular function: catalytic activity; monoacylglycerol lipase activity. Gene Ontology annotation, cellular component: plasma membrane; mitochondrial membrane; lysosomal membrane. Gene Ontology annotation, biological process: acylglycerol catabolic process. The record is from RefSeq and is a predicted model, not a curated record. Lineage: Eukaryota; Metazoa; Chordata; Mammalia; Rodentia; Muridae.